Messenger RNA from Durotheca rogersii, 1408 nucleotides. RefSeq lists its product as uncharacterized. The record is from RefSeq and is a predicted model, not a curated record. Lineage: Eukaryota; Fungi; Ascomycota; Sordariomycetes; Xylariales; Xylariaceae. Bases 717 to 1250 code for a protein of 177 amino acids. The transcript has a single exon.
ACACGCACGUUAGGGCCCCUCCGGAACGGUCUAGCAUCUCCCAGAGUGGACCUUGCAGCGCGAGACCCUCGGUUAGGAAGCACGAGUCUCGGCAAAGGGCUCGACGGUAGUGGCUCGAGGCAACUCUAGAGUAACAGGUAACAGGCGGACCAUCGCAGACGCACAAACAAGCUAACUGACAGAUGACCUGUACCCGUUGCGACUCUACCCGAACCUGCCUAUCCGCCUCCUCCUGUCCGUGUGCGGGUCGUGAACCACGGGCACAGGCAUCGGAGUCAUGACAGAGCACCGCCGUCAGCGAUAUUGCCAAGGCCGAUCACCGACAUGGACGGGGGGGCAGGCCACCUCCGUCAUCGAGGAUAUGCUUUCUUUCUUCUGAUGCAAACACCGUUCCAGAUACCGCCCGCCGGAUAUAUCGAGGAUGACGAGACAACAGGAGCCAAACCAAACCCUGACUCGCACGAGGCCCUUAUGUAUGCCGAGUGCUGCGGGCCGGGUAUAUAACGCCGUCCCUUCUCCAUCCUACCAUAUCCAAUCCCGGGCGGCAGUUCCUUCAUCAACGCCGCGAACAUAUAUAGACGCCGAAGAGUCCCCAUCUUCCCCUCCUCCCAAGUCUCACGCCUCUUUACAUCCACUCCCCUCGGACCCACGAACCCACCAGCCAGGUAGCGAGGCAGCUAGCCAGCCAGUCGUCUAGAUACCUACCAACGCCCACCAUGCGCCUCCUCGAGUCCUUCCUCGCGGCCUUCCCCCUCCUCUCCCGCGCCGCCGCGCGCCCGCCUCCGCUGUCCUCUGCCGACGCCUCCACGGCUGUCGCAAGCCUCGCGAACGGCACCUUCGUGGCGCGCUCGGGACCCGUCUUCGAGGAGCUGGGCCACCGGAAGACCCGCCAGAUCCCGACCCCGCCGGGGCCUGAGGAGGGCGGCCCCGCCACCGACCCCAUCGCGGAAGGAUCGCUUAUGGUGGCGACUAUCCUCGGACCGCUUACGUUGACGACGACCGUAGGGCCGUCCACGCUGACGCUGACGCUUACCGAGUCGGUGCUGACGGUGCCGGUCACCGAGGCACCGCCGGAGCUGAAUGCUGCGGCGCUGGCGACGCCGACGGAGACCCUGACGCUCGCCCUCUCGCGGACCAUCGCGACUGCUGUGGACACGGAAUCGACGAGUGUGGCCACGGAAUCGACGAGUGUGGCCACGGAAUCGACGAGUGUGGCCACGGAAUCGACGAGUGUGGCCACGACGUGGUAGCUCGCGGCGAUGCUACGAGGCGGGUGGCAGGGAGAGGGAUGCAGGAAGACUGGAAGGAACACGAGCCUAGAGGCAGGAGAUUAAUUCGCGCGCGUACAGGAGAACUGUGUCAUGUGUUUCUGUUCCCUUUGCUAGGUUGGAUAUCAGCCACAUCGAUG